CUUAUUUGAAUUCAAAGGGUGGGGCUACACAUUCAGUUAGCAAACAUUUUGUAUGUGAAAAACGCCAGAGAGAUUGAGCCAUCCAGAUAGACAGACAUGGCCCUGUAGCCAUACGUCAAAGUCGAGAUAACUGCCACAGAGCACCAGUCGGUGGACGUCAUCUAGGCAAACCAAGCGAGGCAACCUGCUGCAGUUGGCCUGGAACUUUUACAGUCAGACUACAUACCUGCAAGUAAGUCAUGGAGACCAGAACUGUCCCGAGACACGUCCCGAGCAUCACAACUUAUCCAGCUCGACAGACCGUAACAAGGAUUUUACCCAAUGACACCCCCAGUAACAUCACAGCCACCAUGGAGCACCCCACAGUCGGUAUGGCUUCCAGUAUUGAAUCAGUGGACACCAUUAUACUGGGAGUGUCUGUAAUAGCAGUUGUUGUGAUAAUACUGCUAAUUAUAACAGUGGUUCUCCGCUUCAUGGCCCAUCAGAAAGGUACAUAUUACACCCAUGAGGAGGCUUUAGCAUUUAAGAGUGACCCUGAGGUGCAGGAGGUCACCGAAGAUCCGGAAGCUUCAGAAGCUCCAGAAGAUCCGGAAGCUUCAGAAGCUCCAGAAGAUCCGGAAGCUUCAGAAGCUCCAGAAGAUCUGGAAGAUCCGGAAGCUUCAGAAGCUCCAGAAGAUCCGGAAGCUUCAGAAGAUCCAGAAGAUCCGGAAGCUUCAGAAGAUCCGGAAGCUUCAGAAGCUCCAGAAGAUCCAGAAAAUCUGGGAGAUCCAGAAGAUCUGGAAGCUUCAGAAGAUCCGGAAGCUUCAGAAGCUCCAGAAGAUCCAGAAAAUCUGGGAGAUCCAGAAGAUCUGGAAGCUUCAGAAGAUCCGGAAGAUCUGAAAAAUUCAGAAGAUCCGGAAGAUCCAGAAAAUCAGCAAGACCCGGAAGAUCCGGAAGACCUGGAAGAUCCAGAAAAAGAGGAGCCUUAGUAUCUUCUGGCGGGAAGCCUUUUGGGACGUUUCCUGUGUGAAAUGUAUCACUGUGUGCGACAGAAGGAUCUGUCUUGGUUCUUCUUCAUUUUUGCUCUCCAAUUACAUAUGCCUUUUCCAACAGAUGUCCUUUUUCGGACAGCUUCACACUCAACCACUACUAAAAUAAAACAGAUUUCCAUGUGAAGAAGCACUUGUGUGCUAACUUUGUGUUUUAAAGAGUACUUAAAUUAUAUUAAAAUGUGAGGGGUUUUUAUACUGUAAACUUUUAGCCUUAUGAAUGAACACAUGUAGAAUCUUUUAUAUUUACAUACUGUGAAGUUCUUUGCGAAUAUUAAGUGUGUUUUUCAUGAAUUAGUUAAUUUACGCUAACUUUAGUGACUGGUUCACGUGUAUCUCUUUGUAGAAUCUCCUUUGCAAAGAUUAAGACACCAGAAUUGAAUCAAACACCUCCACUUGAUUCAUUAUCCAGGUGGUUGUCAAUAGCUACUCCGAAGGUUGUCAUCACAUAUGCCAGUUGUUUUGGAACAUCUGUAGUAA
Molecule: messenger RNA, 1508 nt
Organism: Carassius carassius (crucian carp)
Lineage: Eukaryota; Metazoa; Chordata; Actinopteri; Cypriniformes; Cyprinidae
Product: opioid growth factor receptor-like
Exons: 6
Coding region: 240-968 (242 amino acids)
Source: RefSeq, a predicted model, not a curated record